Molecule: messenger RNA, 4311 nt
Organism: Cyprinodon variegatus (sheepshead minnow)
Lineage: Eukaryota; Metazoa; Chordata; Actinopteri; Cyprinodontiformes; Cyprinodontidae
Gene: sfxn3
Product: sideroflexin-1-like
Exons: 11
Coding region: 99-1067 (322 amino acids)
Biological process (GO): serine import into mitochondrion; monoatomic ion transport
Cellular component (GO): mitochondrial inner membrane
Molecular function (GO): monoatomic ion transmembrane transporter activity
Source: RefSeq, a predicted model, not a curated record
ACACGUUAAUGCAUCAUUGGCUCAGCCGGUGUGUGCUGUGAUAUUGAGAGGUCAUACAUUUUCAAAAGUCGAACUUAUUGGACCAGGGAAGAGCCAGGAUGUCUGGAGAGUUGUCGCUCAACAUUAACAUUAAGGAACCUAGAUGGGACCAGGGAACCUUCAUGGGCCGUGCAAAACACUUCUUCAUGGUCACAGAUCCCAGGAACGUCCUGCUGUCCUCUGAGACUCUGGAGGAGGCCAGAGUAAUAGUAGAGAACUACAGAACCGGCACCGUAAAACCGGGUUUGACCGAGGAUGAGCUCUGGAGAGCCAAGUACAUUUACGACUCUGCUUUCCAUCCCGACACUGGAGAGAAGAUGUUUGUGAUUGGUCGGAUGUCUGCUCAGGUGCCCAUGAACAUGUCCAUCACAGGCUGCAUGCUCACGUUUUACAGGACUACUCCAGCAGUUGUGUUCUGGCAGUGGGUUAACCAGUCCUUCAACGCCGUUGUAAACUACACCAACCGCAGCGGAGACGCUCCCAUCACCGUGAACCAGCUUGGUGCCGCUUAUGUUAGCGCAACCACAGGGGCCGUGGUCACUGCACUGGGACUCAAGUCUCUUGCUACGCGACUCCCCCCAAUCGUCAGUCGGUUUGUCCCUUUUGCUGCUGUUGCUGCUGCCAACUGUAUCAAUAUCCCCUUUAUGAGGCAGAGGGAGCUGAAGUAUGGGAUCCCUGUGAUGGAUGAGAACGGAAACAGGUUAGGAGAAUCUGCCAAUGCUGCCAAACAAGCCAUUGUCCAGGUGGUGGUGUCCAGGAUUGGCAUGGCAGUGCCUGCUAUGGCCAUUCCUCCUGUUAUAAUGAAUGCUCUGGAGAAAAGAGCCUUUAUGAAGCGUUUUCCAAUUCUAAAUGCUCCUGUCCAAGUUGGUCUAGUUGGUCUAUGCCUGGUGUUCGCUACUCCUCUCUGCUGCGCCCUGUUCCCUCAGAAAAGCUCUAUGAGCGUAAGCGGGCUGGAAACAGAUCUGCAGGAGAGGAUACGGCAGUUAAGUCCAGACACCAACACUGUCUACUUCAACAAGGGCCUGUAGGCACAUGCGCAGAAAACAUGCAAACAUACACAGAUUUGUCUGUCACCAGAGGAACAAGUUGGAGUGUUUAAAAAAAAAAAAAAAGAGAUUAUUUGUGGUUUUACAUUAAUCUUGGUUUUGUUACAUGUUCAGUUGUUGUGUUUUUAUGUAGUCUUCCUCUGAUUGAUAACACAAGCAACUUCUGAUCACUCAUUGGUGGUUUUCUCAUGUGCAUUUUAAGUCUUGUAGAGUUUUAAAUGAAGGCUUUUCAUAUUAGUCGUCUCUAUUUACUCCUGAGUGUAAGGUUGCCUUGUGUGUCUGAUCUUUAAAACUUUGUUUUAACCUGGGUUUGCCACCUACAGCAUCUUGACUCUUACUCUACAAAUAGCUGUGCUUUGGUUUAAAUCUAAAUGUUAUACAAAGGACAAUUUAGCCCUUUCUCUGUAUUAUCUUGCAGAAAAUAUAACAAAUUAGGUGUAAUCCUUAUCCUUUUUUUCCCAUAAAUUAGCAACUUUCUUCUAAAAGCUAAAAUAGAAAUACGAUUUUUAUUCUUUACACUAAAAGAAGCAUAUUUUAUAUAGUGGGUAUUUAUAAAAUGUAAUAAGUUCACAUCAGUUUUACAGCUCAGGUAAGAAUUUAAUUAGUUGGAGGAAAGUAAGAAAUGGUCGAUUCUGACUCCUAGUUUAGACAUGCCAGCUGCAGAGGGGGGAAAUAUUUGCUUCUUUUCUCUGAUUAGAGAACCAUGGUUUUUAUUUUCACUAAAAACAGUGUCCUAAUCGUAUUUCCUGUUUUGUUUCACACUGCCUCUCAACCAGAGCAGCUCUCCUUAAAGUGUACUUAACGCCUUUAGGUACAUGUAGUUCACAAUAUAUUUAGAGGACAUGCUUAGUGUCUAUAAUGCCACUCAGAAGAAGCCACACAACAACCAUUUCCUAUCUGUUGACAUUAUUUUCAGUGGUUUUGCUGUUAUCUACACAUCAUUAUAAAAGGAAGCAGAAAAAAAGAUCUGCUCUUAUUUCAGAUAGCAGCAUAUGGACACCAGAAUUUCUUCUUUUUUGUAAGAUACAGUAGUUUUGUCAUGUCCAUGCGAGUGUUAGCUAUCUAGAAGACUUUGAUAAGCCAUUGAGAUUCUGUUUAGCAAAAUAAACCACUAAAGGUUUUAAAAUGUCUAAAAGUAAUGUUGCUGCUUUGAUCAGUUAUUUAAUGAGAUCACCAAACAUCAUAAAGCGAUUAUGUUUGAGGGUAUAUUACAGUGAUUGUUGUGAAUAAACUCCAAAUGAUGUAGAUUUUCUGAAUACCUAUAUAUGAUGUAUAAAGUGUUAAGCACAGAUAUAUAUGCACUGGAGCGUAAUUUUAGCUGCUUGUUAAGAGAUUUGCUACAUAUGAUUUAGCUAAAUGACCUUCUGUCUGAAUUUAUCUUCUGACAAAACUCACUAUUUGCAAUUUACCAGCAAUCAUCUAACACUUGUGCUGUGUGAUGUUUUGUAUCUCUGGUAGGAUUAUGAAUAUAUUUACCGUACAUGAAUGACUGUACAGGCUUUGUAAUUGUGUAAAUGUAAACUGCUGGAAAUGGAGUAACUGCCCUAUCGUUUUGUGUUCUUACUCAGACUUACAGAUCAUUUUUGAUAAAUUAGAAUAUCAUUGAAAUUUGUGUUUAUUUUAGACCUACAAAACUUCCCUUUCGCAUGAAUUACAACAAUACAUUUGGAGCCUUAAUGCGCUGCUGAUUGAUUUAAGGAAUCAAAAUGUUUCCGUAUUUUGGGAUGUGUGAAAAGCAAACUCAGUCUGCCCAUUAAGACAAAGUGCUCUAAACAUGGCCCCUGAAAUUAUAGGGAACUUUAGAGUGAGGAACAAUCAGUUUGGGUUUUUUGCAUCUCUUACUCAGAGGAGCUCCAGUUUUAUGAAUUCAGGUUUAUAAUAUAAUUUUAUUUUGUAUUUAUUUUAAUUCCUUACUAACUUCCAGGCAACAUAUUUAUGUUUUUUUUUAUUUGAGACGGAAAGAAUAAAAGGCCUAAGAAUUAAAUGCUCAAAUUAAAGGAUUUAGUAAAAUAGUUUUUAUUUAAUUAUCAGUUUUAUUGUAUGUUCCACUUUUGGACAAUCAUCAAUAUUUUUAACUGGGAGGGGUACUUAUGGUAAGAGGAAAAACGCAAAGGGGUACACAAAUCAAAAAAGUUUGGGAAACACCGAUCUAGACUGGGACUUUGGUUUCUAAGUUAUUACUUAUUUUCCUUUAUUCCAGAAGAACCAAAAAAAAAAACUUAAAAUAUGUCACCGCUAUUUGGUAUAGUCUAUGAAUUUAAGUUUUACAGGUAAAUUACUAAAGUACAUUUUAAAUGGUGUUCUAAUGCAUAGAGAUGUACCAGUAUAUAGCUUAUGUUCUUGGACUUUAUUUUCUGAUAGAUUAAUUUGAACAUCACCUUCAAUAAUCUCCAGAAUGUAUUGAUUUUUUGAUAAAAGUUUUAGUUUAGAGGCCAUCUUGUAAAAUGUAAGACAUUUUUAUUAAUGUCUUUAAAUGCUUAAAUCAAAAACAGAGCGGCAGUGGUUUGUGAUAAAUGCUUGUUUCUGUGUAACCAUGUGAGGUUUUCCUAUUGAAGGUGAUGCUGCACUAUGUUAUAACCUUUGCUGUGCUGCUUAUUGGACCUGACUGGAUUUCUAUUGAAUGUUCUCUUUAUGUUAUAUAUUUAUGAACGAUGAUUGUGAGCCGGCUAAGAGGUAAUCUUUCCAGUCUGCAAACCCUUGAUGCUGAUAACUAAAGAUGACUUUCUGCAAUUUGUUUUUUAGAACUAGAAUAGUUUAUUUCAGCAUUUCUUUGUGACCUGUUGCCUCCAAAGACAAGGUGGCUAAGAAGUGCUUAGAGUAUGAAGUUGUUUGUAUCAGCUUUAUUAUGCAAAUAUCUCUGUAAAGUGCUCCUCAGCUUGAACAGUGCAGCCCUCUACACCGAAUUGUGUAAGAGAAUCCCAAAGCACCGACAGGAAGCUACUGGACUUGAUGUUUAUAAAUGUCAUAUUUUAGUUUUUAUUUUAACACUCCAAAAACACUGUCACCAACUUUCACUCCUGUUUUGCAUGCUUUAACUGCUUAAAGCACAAAUGUAAGGACAAUCCAUGUUAAUAUUACACUCCAUGAAUGUUAUGGUGAGUUUUCUGUAUAUUCAUGUAGACCUGUCAGUAUUGAUGCACAGUAUUCCCUCCAUUUUUGUAUUGUUCAAAAUGUUUCCUUGAUGUCAGAUGUGUUUUACCGACAGCAAUAAAAAGAAAAUGUGUUA